Xiphophorus hellerii (green swordtail) is the source of this 2343-nucleotide messenger RNA. RefSeq names its product NME/NM23 nucleoside diphosphate kinase 4 (gene nme4). Gene Ontology annotation, biological process: UTP biosynthetic process; CTP biosynthetic process; GTP biosynthetic process. The record is from RefSeq and is a predicted model, not a curated record. Bases 16 to 696 code for a protein of 226 amino acids. Lineage: Eukaryota; Metazoa; Chordata; Actinopteri; Cyprinodontiformes; Poeciliidae. The transcript is spliced from 5 exons. Gene Ontology annotation, molecular function: nucleoside diphosphate kinase activity.
GACAGAGGGGUGGGGAUGACUGGUGAGUUUUUAAUGGGGAGGGUUGACUUCACUCCAGGGGCUGACAAAACACGCGUGAAGCGCACGGUCAUGUUGCAGCGCAGGGUUUUCCACGCGGCUCUUAAGCACUUUUUCACAGGGACUCAAGAAACCAAACGAACUCUGCCAUGUGGGCUCCUCUGUGCGCAGAGGUGGGGACACAAUCUCGUCUUGCACAGGCGCAAAUCAAGUCUCCCAGAUGUGAGGGAGCGGACUCUCAUCGCCAUAAAGCCGGACGGAGUCCAGCGUCGCCUUGUUGGACAGAUCAUCCAGCGGUUCGAGCAGCGAGGUUUCAAAUUGGUCGGGCUGAAGAUGCUGCAGGCGUCUCAGGAUGUCCUGUCCGAGCACUACUGCAACCUGAGGACCAAGCCGUUCUACGGCAGUCUGCUGCGCUACAUGACCUCUGGACCCCUGGUUGUGAUGGUAUGGGAAGGGCAUAACGUCGUUCAGACAUCACGGACUAUGGUGGGAAACACUAACCCGGCUGAGGCUCAGGCAGGAACCGUCAGAGGAGAUUUCAGCAUUCAUGUCAGCAGGAACGUGGUCCAUGCCAGUGACUCGGUGGAGGGGGCUAAGAAGGAGAUCCAGCUGUGGUUUCAAACCAAAGACCUUUUGGACUGGGACUCCUGGGACCAGACCAGCACCGGCGAUGUGUGAAGACGGCAUCAAUCGAAGGAAGUGAGAGAAAGAUUUACUGCCUUUUUCCCUGCUGCUCAGUGGUCCGUCACUUCAGUGCGACCAAAGGCGAUUGUAAAACAUGAGCCAUAUUCAGUGAUCUCAGUGAUUUACCUCAGAAUUGCACACAAAUAAAAAUGUUGAUGUUCUGUCAGAUUUUAGUUUUUAAUCCUUGUUUGAACUGGUGCAUAUUUUAUUAAUUUGUAAUCAACAUGUUUCUGUGUAAUGGUUAAGUUACUUAAGGGUUUAAGAUGCAGAAUGUUGACUUAAGAGUACACAAAGUUAAUUUAUUAUGAUUGUAUUUUUAAAAAAAUGUUCUGUUUGAACCUUUCAUCCACAUUCUCUCAGCGAAGAAACACAUUUUACACACACUUUCUAGACUGGCUUCUCUUUUUUUUUUGUCCCCUAAGCAAAAAUGUUGUAUUUUAGCCAACUUUUUCUACAUUUGGCAAGAUUUGUUUUGAGGCCAUAAUUUGGCCAUGCACUGAAAAUAUUAAUAAAAGAGCAAAAAUGGUUAAAAGUUUUUAAAAAAUGAAACAAAACUAGAAUAAUGUUUAAGUAGAUAAUGACAUAUUUUCCUUAGAGGCGCUAAAGCAAUAACCCAAAAAUAAAAGCAGGUUAGUGUGGUCAAGGGCUCAUUUUUGGGCUCGGCUUCAAUCAUACCUGUAUAUUUUUAGGACAUUUUUCUUCACAUUCUGAUCACUGCAAAAUAUUCAAAGCUGAGACAGAAUUAAAAAUAAUUGUUUCAAAAUGAUUUUUGCUGUGCAGGAGGAGUUUAAAAGUUGGAUUCACACAACAUCACACACCGUCAACUGAACAUUUCUCCCUCAUCCUUUCCUUCAUAGGACUGAUUUUUAUUGUUCGCAAUGUUACCUGCUAGCUUAAAUCUUCCUUAAGACUCUCCCCCAAGGAGAGCCCACACGUGGAUAUUGUUCUAACUUAUGCUUUCGUUUACUUGUCGUUCUAUGACCUCUCUGAAAUAGGACGCAGCAAUGGCACAUUUGUAAAAUGUUCUGUAUCAAAAUAUCUAAAAUGAGCCAUAAAUAUAGAAAGUAAACACAUCUUCAUCCCUGUGACGAUGUUAGGAAAGCAAAUCAGGACAGGCUUGCAAAACCAACACAGGGUAAUCUGAAAGGUCAGUUGUUGUUUACACGGUAAAAUUUGACCUCUGGUGAAAGUUAUUUGUAAAACUGGUGAAGCAACGUUAUGUGCACAUCACGUUGAUUUUCCUUCUGCUUGUGUACCUGGAUGAGUGUUUUUGUUUUUUUGCGUGUGAGGGGUCUCAGGGUCAAAAACUUUUCACAACUGAUAGAAAAAGACUUGAAAGCUCCUGCUGAAUUUAGUGUUGAGAGAUAUCAUGAGUUAGAGGAUUCAAAAUAAACAUUACAAAUGCAUCUAUUGACCUCUACUGGUGAGAUGUGAAUAUUCCAAAUAGGAAUAUUUCUGGGUUUUAAGCAAUAAUUAACAGAGCAAAUGAUCGCCUCACUGCCUUGAACACAACAGAAAAUCAACACUAAUGUUUUUUUUUUGUUUUGUUUUUUUUAAUGUGAUAUGCUUGUACAUUUAGACUGAAACAACACGUGGCUGUACAAAGUGACAUAAUAAAAAUGAAUGUGAAAUAAACAUCAA